This is a messenger RNA of Orussus abietinus, 1780 nucleotides long. RefSeq names its product pro-resilin. The coding region runs from base 111 to 653 and encodes 180 amino acids. The transcript has 2 exons. NCBI's taxonomy places the organism in Eukaryota, Metazoa, Arthropoda, Insecta, Hymenoptera, Orussidae. The record is from RefSeq and is a predicted model, not a curated record.
UCUCCUCUUCGGUAGAUCCCCACGCAUCCCCCUGCUUCUCUUGGGGAUAUAAAAGCCCUGGGUUCACCUUUCGCGGAGUCACAGGACUGAGCGGCGUCACAGAAGCCGAUAUGAAACCUCUGAUCGCGUGUUUGGUAGUCGGUAUGGCGGGGCUCGUCCUGGCCGAGCCGCCGGUGUCGGGGUACAACUACAAUAGGCCCAUCGGAGGAGGCGGUGGUUACUCCUUCGGGGGUGGCGGAGGCGGCGGGUACUCCCUCGGGGGUGGCGGCGGCGGAGGGUACACGCAGGUGUCGACGGGCUACCAGACAAGCGAAGGUGCAUCGGUGGACGGAGCCCUGUUGGAGCAGAUCCGACAGAUUCUGCUGAAGGAGGAAUCCCAGGCCCAGCAGAGCGGAGGCUUCGGGGGUGGCGGAUACGCGCCGAGUUCCAGCUACGGAGCGCCGUCCCAGCAGUACGGAGUGCCCAGCUCCAGCUACGGCGUGCCCAGCUACCAGACCAGGGUGGUGGGCAUCGACCUCGAAGGGAUCCGACAGGCCAUCCAGGUGGCUCAGUUCAACCAGGUGAGCCAGGGACCUGGCGGCUACCCGAGCGGACCCAGCAGCAGCUACGGAGCGCCCAGCAAGCCCUCCGGCAGCUACGGAGCGCCGUUCUAGAAGAGGCACCCGAAGAAAGGAAAGGUGGGAGAGGAAGAGGACAUCGAUGACGACUUGGACCACGACUGCGGCUACCGCGAGGGGAACAUCGAGCGGAUCGUCCGGAGCUGGAGCGAGGGUCGACCGACCCGCCGACAGGGGUUAGAGGGGAUUCCCAGAUGAAGAGCUUGAAGAUCCCUGGAUCCCUUCAACAUAGUCGAGUUCGGAGUCCGACAAGACCUGGUCUUGCUGGGAAUCAUACCGAGUAGGUUGAUUUUUCUACCCGGAGGACUUGGUUCCCUGGCUCCGAGGCUCGACUAUGCGCGUGGGGUACUUUAUUACACCUGGAAGGAAGACCUGGAAACGGGAUAUCUCUGUAGUUCGAGGACCCACGGCCAGGAGACCAGAAGACUCCCGGGAGAGUCGAACGACAAGGACAGCCGGAGGGUGGAAUGAUUCGAGACGCGAUGCCAGAUCGCUUACACCGACUCAUGGAUCCUUUCCGCCGAACUUAACGACGGAUCCGAUUACCUUAACUUCGAGGACCACCGAGUGGAUCUCCGACUGCUCGUGUCGUUCUCCGGCCACGUCGGCGGUCGGGUCGGCUGCUGAAAUCUGGACCACUCGGGACGUUUUCCAAGACCACGUAUUGAGAUCACGGACGUGGUCAUUGCCCGUGCCAGGAUCGAAGGGACGAGAGGAACGAGAGAAAGAGAGAGAGAUGUGAUCGGCGCAGCGAAGCGCCUCUUGUAAAUACAGAGAUACCACACGUCAGUACGGAGUUAACACACUCUACACGCGCCUCGGAGGAGCCUUCUCGGCGCCACCCUUGGAGUCCACCUAGGGAACCGGAUGCGGAAGCGGAGGCUUAGUUAGAGUCGCCGAACGAUGCCGAGGGCCUUCGAGAGGUCGUGCGCCGCACUUGGCACGACCUACGAGGGCCGGCAGCCUCGCUCGGGGACGUCGAGGCGGUCGCUUUUCGUCCCGACGCCAUUUUGGAGAACCGCGACCGCCGAGAGGGAUGCUCCGAGGCGCCCAUACAUAUACACUAUUUUUGUACCCUAUCGUAACUACCUUUUAACCACGUAUACUCUUUUUAUACUUGUAUAAAGGCUUCUUUUUGUAGAAAAAAAAAAAUAAAAAAACAC